GCAUUCAGUGCGGCAUCGUAACGGUUUGCGAGCGUAACGCAAAGGGUUCGCCGCACGCGGGCAGCUUUGACAGCGCCAACCGACAAUAACACCGCGGUGCGUACCCAUUAGCACGUGCACUCAAUGUGCGAGCCGAUUUGUUGUCGUUCAAAGCAGUGCAGAUUUGUUUUGCCUCGGUAAGUUAAGCCUCCAGCAGCAAAUCGAUCGAGAUGACGGACUGCGUUGAGAUCGCGCUGACGAGCGAUACCGCCGCCCAGCACUGGAGCUGCUGCGUCUGGGACGUGCGCACCGGCACGCAGCUGAUGACCUACCGGAACGGUGGGCCGGCCGGGCCGAACACGCUGCACCCGGUCGGCAAUCAGUGCGUGGUGGCCGGCAACCUCACCAAACCGCUGCUCACGUUCUGGCCGAUCAACCGCCAGGAGCCGUCCCACGUGAAGUACAUGCUGCCCGGGCCGCCCGGCGCGGUGGCCGUCUCGCCCGACGGCAACCACUGUCUCGUCGCACACGGGCACUCCUUCACGCUCUACAGCCUGCCCACCGGGGCCAGCCUGGCCUCGAUCGCGCACCACUACGGCAAGGUGACGGUGCUGCGGUUCACCGACGACGGGUCGCACUUUGUCAGCGCCGGCCAGGACUGUCGGGUGGUGGUGUGGAGUUUGGCCCGCACCGUCCAGCAGAAGGACGCGGGCCGGAUGCUGUACGAGCUGGCCGACUUCACGCUGCCCGUGUCGGACGUGCUGGUGGGAAAGGGCGGCCUGAAGGCGCUGCUUGCCGCCGUCUCGCUCGACCGGUCGGCCAAGCUGUACGAGCUCGGCACCGGGCGGCUCCUGCUAAGCGUCCUCUUCCCCGUCGCCCUGUCCGCGGUCGCACUGAACGCGCUCGAGUCGGAGCUGUUCGUGGGCGACCGGAAGGGGCUGGUGUACGCGUGCAAUCUGCAAUCGGUGCCGCGGUCGCGCGAGGUCCACCUGCAGCAGGACGUGCUCGAGCGGUGCGUGUUCCGGGGGCACCGGAAAGCCGUCACCUGCCUGUCCGUGUCGCUCGACAACGAAACGCUGCUGUCCGGCAGCGAGGACGAGUCCGUGAUCGUGUGGCACGUGCGGACGCGCCAGCAGCUGCGGGUGAUACCGCACCGGGCGCCCGUCACCAACGCGUUCUUUCUCGUGACGCCGCGCGCCAUGUUCGAGCAGACGCGCGACCUGCCGGUCCCGUACCCGCCGUUCCAGAAGGUGGUCUGCACGCGGCAGGACCGAGAGCGGGCCGUCUUCCUGCUGCCGGCCCAGAAGCGUUCGCUCCGGGAGCGGUCCGAGGAGGGACCGGCGCCGGUGGCUGUUGGCGGCAUCAGCAGCAGCAGCAAGGGGACGGAGAUCGAGGUGCUGGAGCAGGAGGUGCAGCGGCUGAAGGCGAUCAAUCGGCGGCUGUACCAGCAGAGCAUCCGGGCGAUCACGAACGAGGCGGAGCCGUCAGUCGAUCACGCCGUACUGCUGGCCGACGAUGACCAGAUCCGGGUAGAUGAAGGAGACGCACUGGACCGCGCCACCGUCCGGGUCGCGGAUCGUCCGGAUCACCUUGCCCGCAUCGCCCGCCACCAUGUUCACGGUGCCAUCCUCGCCCCCGGUCACCAGGUACUGGUCGAAGGCGGACACGCCGGGCGCAUCUUUCCGGCCGAUCGAGCUACACCGCACCACUCAGUUUGCAUCGUGAAGUGGUGCAGUUUAGAAAGCGACAUGAAUCGUUGCUGGCAAUGGUGUGCCGUGUUGGUGUUGGUCUAUGCUGCCCACUGCCAGGGCUACAUCACGACGGGCAUGCCGACGCUGAUUGAGCGGGACCGGGACCCGGUCGCAUCGUUUCCGUACCCGCUGCGGCAGGCACUGGGGCAGCGUCCGUCGCCCCCACCGUACAACGGUACCGAGCAGGAGCCGGGCGACGAGCUCAAGUUUCCGGCAAACUUUCUGUUCGGUGCCGCCACCGCGGCGUACCAAAUCGAGGGCGCCUGGAACGUGGACGGCAAGGGCCCGAGCGUGUGGGACACGCUGACCCACGCCCAUCCGGAGCUGGUAGUGGACGGGGCCACCGGUGACCGGGCGGCCGACUCGUACCGCCUCUACAGAAGCGACGUCGAGGCGCUGGGGAAGGUCGGGUUCAACUACUACCGCUUCUCGAUCGCCUGGUCCCGGCUGCUGCCCCGGGGCGACCAGUCCUCCCUCAACCAGGGUGCGGUCCGCUACUACAACGCGCUAAUCAACGAGCUGCUGGCGCACGGGAUCGAACCGGUCGUGACGAUGCUGCACUACGAUCUGCCCCAGUACCUGCAGAACCUGGGCGGGUUCGCGUCGCCACUGAUCGUGGACUACUUUCGCGAGUACGCCGACACGCUGUUCUGGAAUUUCGGUGAUCGGGUGAAGGUUUGGAUCACGCACAACGAACCGUACGACUUUUGCGUGGAGGGAUACGGGACGGGCAGUACCGGGCCGCUCGUGUACGCGACCGGCGUCGGCGAAUAUCUGUGCGCCCAUCACGUGCUGCUGAGCCACGCGGCCGCCUACCAGCUGUACAAGGAGCGGUACCGGUCGCAGCAGCGGGGAAAGAUCGGCAUAACGCUCAGCGGACGUUACUACUAUCCUGCCACUAACGUCACGCCGUACGAUACCGUCGAGCGUGCCCUACUGUUUCAGAUCGGUUGGUUUGCCGAGCCACUGUUCGGCGAGGACGGCAACUAUCCCGGCGUGAUGGUGGACGAGAUCGGCCACAACAGCGCACUGGAGCGCCGGUCCCAUUCCCGCCUGCCCAGCUUUACCAGCGCGGAGCGGCUGCUGGUCCGGGGCAGUGCGGACUUCUUCGCCUACAACUACUACUCCAGCCGGCUGGUCGACCUGGACCGGGCGGAGUACAAUGCGGCGGAGCCGCCGGCCUGGCGCCGGGACGCGCGCAUCCUGCAGUCGGUCGACCCGGCCUGGAGCCGGGCCAAGUCCACCUGGCUGUACGUGGUGCCGGAGGGCCUGCGGGGCGUACUGAACUGGUUCCGGAGGCGCUACCGCAACCCGACCGUGCUCAUCACCGAGAACGGCUACUCGGACGACGGCCAGCUGGACGAUGCGGCGCGCAUCGACUACUACGCCCGGCACCUGAACGCGCUGCUGACCGCGAUCGUGGUGGACGGGUGCAAUGUGGCCGGCUUCACCGCCUGGAGCAUCAUCGACAACUUUGAAUGGUUGCGCGGGUACAGCGAAAAGUUUGGACUGUUCUACGUCAACUUCAGCGAUCCGCAGCUCCAGCGGGUGCCGAAAGCUUCGGCCGACUUUAUGCGGCGUGUCAUCAGCACCCGCACCAUUCCAGCGCACUAGCCAAAUGGACGGAAGUGGUCUAACGGUUGGGCAAAUAAUUUGAUUUAUUAAGCAUGGCAUCUGCGAUCGAAGCUCCCGCACGCGACUCUAUUUGCUCAAAUUAGUUCGCGCUCAAAUUGCACUUGAAGAGCAUCAGUGUUGUGUUGCGUUUCACCGCUACGAUUUGGGCCGAGUUUCAGCAUAAUAGACAAAUCAGUAAAUUUUGUAGAAUUAUGACUGCGACCAUAUGGUUUGAUGUGCGUAUAUUGCAGGGUUUACAAAUAAUAGAAGAUAGAAGAUUAAUAAAUGAUUCAGCUCUAAACGCUCUCGAACAAAUACCUCUCUAAACAAGUAAAAUCUCGCAUAUAGUGCGAUAUCAUUUGUGUCUCAUGAUACAUUUUCUGCAGCUGCGAAAUUAAGUGCACAGUUGUUAUCAUUGGGCAUUUUUUUUUUUCAAUUUUGAACAUCGCACUUUCAAACGAAAGGUUUGAUACUAAAAAACCGUUUGAUAUGAAGCUAUUGCAAGGAGGAAAAGUAGCGUAAAACUGUGCACAAGUGUCUGGUAUGUUAACGAGUGUUGCCUAAAUUUAAUCAAUGCAUUUUCGGCCAAUUUCUGUCACUUGGAGGAGCAGUGAAGUAACAAAUUUACAAUUUUUAUGAAACAGGCUUAUUUCGGAGAUAAUCCCUAAACAUCUAGCAGGAAAUGUCUAGCUAGUGCAUACUAAACUCUUCCUGGACACAAGCAAAUAUGUUCGUCUUAUUUCCGUAAGCCUCAUCCGGAUGAACCUGUGGCUCGGCACGCAAAUCACGCGAACAAAACGAUGGAGUUUGGCUAUUUUAAGACAAAUAAAAAAAAAACAUUGCGUUUCAUUGCGUUGCCUCACCUAGUUUAUAUUGAUUAAAUGCAAUUAAAAAUUAUCGAAUAAUUUUGGAAAAAACACACGUUUUCCAAUGCGUUUGAACAAAGUUUUGGAUGAAGAAAACAAAAUUCUACGAAUGAUGAGCCGCACCUUUUAUAAUAGAACUGUCUUGCAUUGAACCAAGAGCAUACACAUUUAAUCUGGCAGCCAUUUGAAUUUUUGCCACUGUCCCACAUUAAAUUUGCCAUUCAGGUUAGGUAUGGUAAGAGGAAAACAGCUUUCGGAACACGAAAUAGGUCAAAUAGAUGAUUACCCUGCACUUGGAAAAUCGAAUUACGAAAUCGGUGUACUUAUUCCAAGAUCUGCGAAUGUUAUUAACAAUUAUCUCAAUGAUCCAAGUGCAUAUAGGCAAAGGCAGUCAUCGGGGCGUCCAGAAAAAAAACUAUCCGUGAGAGAUGAACGAAGAAUAAUUAAGGCAGCUUCUAACUCAGCAAAAGGAUGUCUGAGAAUCACACGAGAACUAGGAUUAAAUGCAAGCAAAACAACAGGGAACAGAGGAAAGUUCCCCAUCUAAAACUGCAUCACAAAACCACCAGAUUAGAACUUGCUGCCGAACAUAUGACGUGGAAAAGUGAAUGUAAUGACGUGAGUUCUCGUGAUGUUGUAUUUAACAUAUUUUAAACUAGAUAUUGAUUGUAGGUCAUUUGGAGUGAUGCAAAAAAGUUCAAUCUUUAUGGACCAGACGACUGGCGAACUGGUUUGCGACAUGAAGUACGGUAUUUUUCAACACGCAAUUUUGGAGGUGAUUAUGUAAUGAUAUGGGGUGCAUUUAGCAGCCAUCGAAAGUAUGAUUUGGCAAUUGUUCCAAUAUGGAUGGACAGUGCAUAAGUACAUCCAUAUCAUAGGCAAUCAUUUGAAAUCUGCAUUUGAACAUAUACAACAACAACCAGUUGAUAUUCCAACAAGAAAACGCUUCCGUACAUGCCAGUAAGAAAAUAAAGGAUUUCAGUUUCUUCUGACCUAAA
Anopheles coluzzii is the source of this 5208-nucleotide messenger RNA. RefSeq lists its product as uncharacterized. Bases 210 to 3344 code for a protein of 1044 amino acids. Gene Ontology annotation, biological process: carbohydrate metabolic process. Gene Ontology annotation, molecular function: beta-glucosidase activity; protein binding. The transcript is spliced from 6 exons. NCBI's taxonomy places the organism in Eukaryota, Metazoa, Arthropoda, Insecta, Diptera, Culicidae. The record is from RefSeq and is a predicted model, not a curated record.